Molecule: messenger RNA, 1345 nt
Organism: Andrographis paniculata
Lineage: Eukaryota; Viridiplantae; Streptophyta; Magnoliopsida; Lamiales; Acanthaceae
Exons: 3
Coding region: 148-1338 (396 amino acids)
Source: RefSeq, a predicted model, not a curated record
CCAUUAACAGCUCCCCUCCAUCUUCAACCUUCCCCCACUCUCACAACUUCUCCGGUUUCCAUCUUCCUUCGUAAUCUUCGUAAUUUCGCUAUCGAAUCGCUUCCUUUACAGCGGUUCCGCAACCGAGAAACUUUGUUCUUCGCAGUAAUGGCCGGCAAGCGGUUGCUGCACCAGUUGCUGGAUGAAGAGCAGGAGCCUUUCCACCUGAAGAGCUACAUUGCACGCCGGAAAUCGCAGUUCGGUAAACAUUCGCCGCCGGCGUCCGGUUUGCAGCUCAGAAAACGGAGGAGAAGUAGUUUCUGUUUUUUCCCCUUCCAUCAAUCGCCGGACGUGGAUUUCCAAUCGCCGGCGGAUAUGAUCCCCUGUAAGUCCCCUGUGUUCCUCCGCGUUCCGCCUCCGACCGCCGCACUCCUCGCCAACGCCGCCGUGAGGAUCCAGAACCAGCAGGGGAAGGUGCGAUUUGGAAUUCUAGGGUUUGGAGCUUUUCUUAAGAAGCUGAAGGAUGGGAAUAAUAAACAGAAGCAGAAACGGCGUGCGGUUAAAGGAGAGACUAGUAAGGUUCUCGAAGCUUCUAGAAACUUUGAGGUCGAAUCGAUGAAUGGUCAGUGUUCAUCAUCGCCGACUCCGUCCUCCAGCGACCGUACGCCGAAAUUAUGCUCUCCUCCGGUCUCCUCUCCCCACCGCCUCGAAAAACAGGAACCAACAAAUUCUGACAACGAAGCCGAAGAACACCGCAGUCCAGUCUCAGUAUUGGAUCCAAUCUUCGACGAACACGACGACAAUCACAGAAGCAGCAGCAGCAGCAGCAGCAGCUACGCAAAUGUCCAAAAAGUGAAGCAACAACUUUUGCGUAGGCUCCGAAGAUUUGAAAAACUCGCGGAGCUUGAUUUGGGGGAGCCCGAGAAAAGCUUUCCGGAUAAUGAUUCUCACAGCGAUGAAUGGGAAGUGUGCACUCGAGUAUCCGACUAUCAUGGGGCGUCGUGCAACAAACAACGGGGUGUUGGGCUCAUCGACCGAUAUGAUGAGCCUAGCAACGAGAAAAUAAUUUGUUCCGGAACGGGUAGCCAUGUAUGGGGUCGAGUUUGCAAGAUGAAGAUCGAAUCAUGGAAACAAGAACUCAAGAUCACCGACAAGAUCGUCGAGGGUGAGUUGAAGAACGAGUGCCAUCGGAGAUGGACAAAAUUUUCCGAGCAAGUCGAAGAGACGACGGAAGAAGUCGAACUUGAAAUUGUUGAAACUUUGGUGGAAGAAUUGUUAGAGGGGAUGCUCUUUGGUACGUUUCCAUGUUCAUCAAAUUUUUUAUAUUUAAAAUUUCGAGAUUUUUAUAUAUUUGAUUAAUAAUUAA